AUGUUGCCAGCUGAUCUUUCCUCCUUAAAAGUAGUCGAUUUACGUGCCGAACUCAGUGACCGCAACUUAUCAACCAAAGGCAAGAAAGAUGAAUUAAUUGAGCGUUUACAAGCAGCGUUAGAAAAGCCCGACCAAGAGACAACAGAGGAGGUUCAAACCAUAGUACCAGCCGUGGAAGAGUCACAACCAGUGCUCGAAACAUCAGAAGCGCCCUUGGCGGAAGUCAUUGCUCAACAGGAAGAUACAUCUGUUGUCCAAAAGACUGAAACAGUGGUCUCUAAUGUGACGGAAUCCAUCGUGCAAGAAAAUAGCGCUUUACCAGUCAUUGAAUCGACCUCUAUCGAAGAGAAAGUGGAAGAGGAAACCCAAUCUCCCAUUGCCGAAAAGAUAGAGUCAACAGUCGAGAAGACCGAGACACUUAUUGAAUUACCCGCUGCUAGCGCCACACCUGUUCCUCAAACAGCCACUGUCGAAGCACCCGUAGCUCAAACAACCAUUGCCGAAGCACCUGUUACUCAAACAGCUACUGUCGAAGCACCCGUUGCUCAAACAACUACUGUUGAAACACCUAAUGCCAAAGCACCUGUUGUCGAAGCAAAACCAGUAACCGAGUCACCCAAGGAAAGUAUGGAUACUGAUAAGAACGCAAAGCGAAGACGUUCGAUUGAGCCUGACAACACACAAGAAAAACGCCCAAAGGUCUCUUUUGAUAGCUCAGCUUUAUACGUAAAGGGAUUUGUUCGUCCUUUAAUCAUUCGAUCCGUUCAAGAGCUUUUUGGAAGCUACGGCACUGUUAAGCGUUUCUGGAUGGAUUCGAUCAAGACACAUUGUUAUGUGACUUACGAAACAGUAGAAGAGGCAAAGGCAGCGUAUGAGCAUGUAAACGGUAUUGUAUUCCCUAAAGACACAGGUAAAGUAUUGAGCGUAGGUGGAUUAAGCCCCGAACAAGUGGACGAAUUGAUCGAGUUUGAACAGUCAGCUGCAGAAAGACGUAUUCGUGUGGAUUGGGAGGCUACAGUGGAGAAGGUGAAAUCAGGCCAAAGUUUGCCCGCUUCCUCUACCAAUGAGAAUACGAGAAAACCUCGUUCCAUUGGCAUAGGCCAAAUCGCAAAACAAUUGGCACAAGCUGCUGAACCUGUGAUUGCUCCUUCUAGACAAGUGGAGAUCGUACGACCACCUAAAGAGCGUACAUUAGAAGACUUGUUUUGCAAAACCAAGACACUUCCUCAUCUUUAUUAUCUUCCUGUUUCCGAAGAGGAAGCCAAGGCCAAACUGAGUCAAAUUCAAAGCUUAUAA
Messenger RNA from Mucor mucedo, 1296 nucleotides. RefSeq lists its product as uncharacterized. Lineage: Eukaryota; Fungi; Mucoromycota; Mucoromycetes; Mucorales; Mucoraceae. Gene Ontology annotation, molecular function: RNA binding. The transcript has 4 exons. The record is from RefSeq and is a predicted model, not a curated record. The coding region runs from base 1 to 1296 and encodes 431 amino acids.